GUUAUUUUAAGAUUUGUUUCUUUAAAUUUAAUGGUGACAAUAAAAAUGAAUGAAAACAGUUUUCCCUUUGAAGACUUUCAAAGUAAAAGACAACGCCGUGCGGCCCUGAUCGGCUCUUCCGGUUCGCUCGGUUGCUAAGCAGCUCCUUCAGCAUCACGCAGGUCGCCUCGUGAGCAGCAGCUCCUCCGGCGUUCAUCCCCCCCAGCGGCUCGUUUCCUACAAACUCAUCGUCCACCGCGUUUUACCCGGAAAUGGGUCCGCACCGGUACCGGGGGAACCGCGGCGGGGGGGUCCACAGGCAACGAGACACUCCGGUGAAAGCCCCCCUGAGAAGACGAGUCAUGAGCAGAAGACUUCUGCACAAGCAGCGUUAUGAAACACUUCCAGAGGAGCCCGAGACGGAGGAGACGGACGUUCCAGAGGUUGUGAGCAUCAAGCUGGUCCCCUGCAGAUCGACUCGGGAGAAGCUCAAAGACGAAGCCCUCAGAACUCCUCAAACAUCUGCCCAGCCGGACUCACCUGCAGGUCCCCCGAUGACCCCCGACCCCGAGGCCUCUGAAUCGGGUCACAUGACCCCGCUAAACUUGACAGAGACUCUGGAAAGCAUCACAUCUUCUGCGACGGAGUCAGACCCAGCGGUCAGCUGUGAUGAGGAGGAGGAGGAGGAGGAGGAGGAGGAAGCAUCCUCUCUGACCCCCAGCAGCAGUCUUCCCUCCCCAGAGCUCCUAAGAGGAGGCGGCUGUGUGGAAACGAUGACCUCCUUUAAGCAGGAGCUGCUGGGGCUCCAUCUUCAUGCAAAAAACUCCACCCUGCUGGAUGUGAGCCAGGCUGAGAGCAUCCGCACGCAUCACUCACCCAACCUCUCCGACAUCAUCGAAACCUCUACGAUUCAGGCUGAAAGGAUUUGUGGGAUCAACAAAAACAGAGGACCUGAAGCAGAGACCCAAAUACACGCUGACCUAUUUAAAUCAGAAAAUAGCUUUGAGUGGAAAAUCCCUCCGAAAGUAAGAAAGCCUUCAUUCUGUCCGUCCCGUGAAAACACAACGGACAGAAUUCUGCUCCCUCGGCCCAUCGCGUACAAGAAGAAGGUCUCAUUCAAGGUCCCCGUCACAGCUGAGGCCUCCGAGCCCAAACCGAGCACACGAGAAGAGCGGCCGGCGUCCGGCGCCACGUUCUUUGACUUCAUCGACGCCGCCGACAGGGACGCGUUCUUUGAGGGGCUGAGGACGAGGCGUGAGGAGCUCAGGCGGGUUCCUCUGUUCCCCCUCACGGCUCUCGAGUGGACGGAGGCUCCCAGAAUGUGACACCUGAAGCCAGAAGUCUUGUGUGUAAGGAUUUUGGUUUAUUUGAUUCCCUCCCGUCAUCUAUGAAAAAUGUAAAAUAUUAUUUAAAAAAAUGUGCUGUGCACACGUCAGGAAAAAAGGGAAUUUGUACUUGUAUGUGUUAUUUCAAAAUAAUAUUUCAUUGAGUUGCCACACGCUGCUUCUCAACUUGGACCUUAUCUUUUUACCAUACAACCUGAGGCUUAAACUGUGGCGGAUGCAUGUCUGGUUUUAUGAAAAUGCAUCCAAACAGAACACAAGCUUUCUUUUUUAUUUUAUUAUUUAUUACUAAAAAACAGUGUCUGGUGUUAAACGACCACUAGAUGUCAGACGUGUCCUCUUGAACAGCCAUCUUCUCUCUAAUAGCCAGACAGUGAUUGUUUGAGUUUUUUCUCAAUUCUACACGUGAAAAAUGUAUGUUGUAUGGUGUUGUAUCAGCUUUUGUAUUUACUCUUUUGGCAUGAUCUUCAAAUAAUUCAUCUGAAUACUAAAUGUGAGAGAGCCGGUUGUACGUUCAUUUCUCUGGUUGUCUUUUUUCUUUUUUUCUCACUUAUCUGCCUUUAUACACUGGGGGUCAUCAAAAAUGUCUUGAAUUAAUG
Molecule: messenger RNA, 1921 nt
Organism: Pungitius pungitius (ninespine stickleback)
Lineage: Eukaryota; Metazoa; Chordata; Actinopteri; Perciformes; Gasterosteidae
Exons: 7
Coding region: 252-1304 (350 amino acids)
Biological process (GO): meiotic sister chromatid cohesion, centromeric
Cellular component (GO): kinetochore
Source: RefSeq, a predicted model, not a curated record